CCCCCCUCUCUCUCUUCUGUCACUGGUAAGUUAUUGUCACCAAUCACGCGUGUGACAGGAUAUAAAAGCAAUAGCAUUGUAUGGGUAGUCAAAGCAUUUCAAAGUCGCCCCAUCACAGUGUCACUACAACGGGAACCGGUGAUUUUUUACUCUACUUCUUCUUCUGUUUUUUAGUGCAUCUUUCGUCGAAGUCCGUACCUCAUCAAAGUUAAUCGCCCACAUAGUGUAAAACACCACCACACACACAAUCCACACGAUGCAGUCGUCAACAGUAGUUACCUUGGCAACGUGUCUGAUCAUCGCCACAAUUGUAACAGAGUCAGCCAGCGCAUUAGCCUUCCAAGGUUCUCAAGACAGAGCGAAAAGAUUGUUCUGGGUGGACAAAAAGAGUGUGAAUGAAGAUACAACAGUUUGCGUCAGAGCUUCUUCAGCGGACGAUAUAGCUGAGUGUUUCAUCACGGAGUGCAUUAAACAUCAGAUCAACUGCGAGAUGAUCUGCGGAAGUGACAGCGAACCGUGCCAUUCUCUUUGCAAAGCCAAGAAGUCCGAUUGCGCCAUCAACUGCCUAGAAAGGGAACAACAAUCCAUGAGCCAAUGAGGACAGCCGACCUAUCAGCAGAUGGCUACAAAGUGAACAGGCUGUACAAUUCUGACCAAUAAAAAUCCUCGACCCACUAAAACCUCAAUGUCUUGACCUGACCUUUGACCGGAAAAUGAUUUUUCCUUCCAUUGUUUUUCCGGGUGGGUUGGAAACAAAUCUUCUUGUUUUUUUUGUUGUUGAAUCCAGACUGAUAAUUAAUUUAUCAAUCCUUGAACGAACUUGAUUUCUUUCUUUUUUGAAAAUGUUGUUGUUUAAUCAAAUGGUUUAUAAAACAACACAUCAAGAAGGAGAUAACACAAUAAUUAAAUAUCUACGAAUAAGCAACAUAGUUUUAAUUACUUUAAAAUACUAGUUUCUUUGAUUUAACAACACGUUUUAAAGGGAAUGCUAACUAUCUGACCGAAUCAGAAUCAAUUACAAAAUGUUCAGAAGUUUAUAUUACAGACUUGAAUAUACAAAAAUAUGUAUUUUUUUUCUCCACGUAAAAUCCUCGUGGAUUUAUGUUUGAAGAAGACUCGUCUAAUUUUAAAACAAUAUUGAUAUAAACAUUUAUUGUAAAUAUAAUUGUUGAAUAAUGCACAGGAAAAGUCAACAUUGUGAAAGUAAGGCAGUUUUUAAGUGAUCGUUUAUGCAAAUAAGACAGGAGUAGUACACACCGGAAUUAAACAACUUGGUUCCGAGAUUCACAUUUUAGAAGCUUGUGAUGAAAAUAGCGCCGCCAACAGACAGAGAGAGUAGAAACAAAAAAGACAAAAAGCGGGUCAGAGUUCUUAAAAAUUAUUUUGUAUAUAUCCAAGAGGUUGAAGUGAAGCAUCAUUAGACCUUAUGCGCAUGACGUCACUUGAGAAGGGCGCCAUCUCGCGUAGAGAUUAAAAUGAGGUUCUUGUUAAUAUUGACCUGUACAAGUCCGUACGCUAUUGUUUCACCAUCGGUUUACCUCUAAAGAUGGCGGUUGGAUGACGUCAGUGCAUCAGGUCUAUUGAUAUGAUAUUACUAAAAUAUCAACCAUUGAUUGUCGGUUUAAAACAAUAAAAAAGCCGAUACACCAUGGAGAUACACAAAGCUACUUUAGGACGCUUUAUAUUUACUUAGCCGAGAACCGGCAUAAAUAUAAUAUGGCAUAUUUUUUGCCGGAAAGACAAGAUAUUGUUAAAUAAAGCUUUAAUGCUAUGCCAAAGAAACGUAUACGCCAAACACUCUCAUAAUUGAGUCCCUGCAGCACCUUGUUCGCAAACCAUAACGGGUGAUGAUACCAUCAUGGCCGCCUGGAGGCGCCCUGCAAAAAAACAUUGGAAAAAAACAUUUACACAACCGUCUCAAAUUGUUGGGGAAUAAAACUCAUCGACCAACGCAUUUUUUAAGCACCCUACUUUUUUGCACUAUUUAAAUAAGCUUACAUACACGUUGCAUGUACUAUGAACAUUGUUGCCAGUUGUUUUUUAAACAGGUUAACUGAAUGCAAACUAUUGGGACGAACAGAGGGUGUACAUUGGAUGCAACAUUGAAGCCACUAGGUCGCCAUGUUUAAACUCUGCUCAGCAGGAGCACAUUACAACUGUGCUAAUAAUAAUCGGGAAUUAUAUCUCCAGUAAAUAUCAUUUACACGUACAGUUGAGUGGUAAAAAUAAUGGCGACUCAACGUGGCUUCACUCAGUUUGUGAUCUUGGUAACCCCUCCACUAAUAGUCGGUAUGGGGUUGUGAUUAUUACACUGUAAUUACUGUUAAUUAUUUAAUGAUAGACUUAUUUAAUUAGGCCUAUACAUCAAAUCAAAACAUAUUUGCUGGAUUUUGUCAAUCAUAGACGAGAAGUUAUGGCAAAACUCGGUCAGAUAAACAGAUUACUUGUUCGAUCACAAUCUAAGUUGACCAUUGACUUUUCCACACCACAACAACCACAUUAGUAAACGGCCAAAAUGACAUUCCUUUCCGUAAAGCCGUGAAUUUAAAGCAUUUUCGGCUCACUCGCAAUAGUGGAAUACCUGUUCAUUACGUAACUUGCCUCUUUUAAAAAUGUGCAAGUUGUCUCACGAGUCAAUUUGCAUAACAAUUGGAGGCAAUCAUUUUGCACUACACGCCAUCGCACACGAAAUAUUUUCAGCCAGAGUCUUGAAACUGGAAAUGUGGAUGUUAUUUUCUUCUUGGAGAGUGCAUGGGACUGGUUUGCCUGUAAAUAACCCGUGUGGAGUAGAUGCUCACUGUUAGUAGAGUUGCGUUGAAGGUAAAAAUGUAAAAGUAGACACUAAUUUGCACAAUUUAUUUAUGACUAUAGAUUUGAAUAAAAUGUACUGUUAUUCCCAAUUACAUUAUUGACAAUGUAAACAGAAUCUGACCAUUUUCGUGUUCACUGUGUGGGAACACCUCUCUGUUAUUCAAUUUAACAUUUAUUUCUAAAUUAAUUAAUACCACUAAUUAGACUGAGCUCCUUUUAACAGUGAGUAUUAGCUCAAUUUUGAGGGAGGAUACAUUACGUACUUUCUUUGAUUUGCGAAAUAAAAAUGAGACCUAUUGUUAAAAAAGUAUUUAAAAAAAAACAAUUUGCCUUCGAGGUUGAUGUCAGUUUAAAAUCGUAGUUGAUUCCCCCUGUUUUACAUCAGUUACUUAAAUUACAUACGAAUCGUAAAUAAUAUUGUGUUUUACAAUAAAAUUAUGCUGUAGCUAUUCAAAAUGA
Asterias rubens (European starfish) is the source of this 3270-nucleotide messenger RNA. RefSeq lists its product as uncharacterized. The coding region runs from base 257 to 598 and encodes 113 amino acids. NCBI's taxonomy places the organism in Eukaryota, Metazoa, Echinodermata, Asteroidea, Forcipulatida, Asteriidae. The record is from RefSeq and is a predicted model, not a curated record. The transcript has 6 exons.